UCAAGCGCGUCGCGUCUCACGUUCUAACCACCAUCAUCUCAGCUUUCCUGACGAAAUUCCAUUCCAAAGUGUUUUCGGUACAAAGGAUCUAUUGACAGGAACACUCUCGGCCAUUCAUGGUAAAAUUUCGAGGUGUUCUACAUAGUUCUUGGACGGUUAAUCUCUGCCGUGCCCAACAAACACCCCACUGCCAGUGUAUGACUCCUCAAAAAUCGAACAUAAUACGUUUCAAGCACUGUCGCAAAAUCCAGACUUGGACUUAUAUCCAGAACGGCUCCAUCGAUUAUUUCUGUCCCGUGGUCCGUAUUAGUAGGUUUCUGGGUCCUAGGAGUAAUCCCAUACGCGAUAUAGUCCAGACAACGAAUUGGGGGAAAGGGCAACCUGCCUACAAAAUUUCAAUCAUCCGGUUUCGCGCCUCGUUGCAAUUCUUGACAUAUCUUCCUGGCUCCUUUAUGUCGAUGUUUAACUCAGCCUGCUAAACUCCUUCAAGACUGAUGUACUUGUUGAUGCACGAUUUCAUCACUCGACAACGUUGAGGCCUGAGCCUGAGGUUUACUGCGGGGAUAUAGGAAUCAGUCAGACUUAGGAGCCGAGCGCUGAUGUUUCUCACGGGUGCCAUGCCAUAUUGGCCAUAAUAGCGUACAAAUACACCUCUGUCUUUGACUUGUAAUAUCUUUC
Molecule: messenger RNA, 678 nt
Organism: Lentinula edodes (shiitake mushroom)
Lineage: Eukaryota; Fungi; Basidiomycota; Agaricomycetes; Agaricales; Omphalotaceae
Exons: 4
Coding region: 117-479 (120 amino acids)
Source: RefSeq, a predicted model, not a curated record